GAGGAUGGACACAGAGAUACUCAGACACAUUCUGAGCAGUCAGGGAGCUGUGGACCUGGAGGAGCUGGAGUGUAACCUCGGGGACGCUUCGUUUGUCGCAGAAAUGAUCGACUCCAAUGAUAACCUCGUGGUGUGUUCUUUCAACGGGACUCCGAGGGUCGUGGCCCGGUGCAGAGUGAGGCUGUGCCGGGCCAAGGAGUGUCCGGGCUGCGGGGGACUGCACCUCUGCAAGAACGCGCUGUUAUCUGGAGUCUGCCCUUUUCAACAGACAAGGAGAGGCUGCUCUUUCUCCCAUGAUCUAAACUCCGAAUCCAACAUGGAGGUCCUCAGGGAGUUUGGUCUGGAGGCUCUGAGCAGGACGGAGCUGUGUCUGCUGCUGCUCCAGAGCAACAACGCCCUGCUGCCUCAGAUCUGCCACGACUACAACAAUCGCUCUGGUUGCCCGGGAAACUGUCAGCGUCUGCACGUCUGCGAGCGUUACCUGCACCGCGACUGCAGCUGCUUCAGAACGCACGACUUCUCCGCUGCACAACCGCUCCAACUACUGCAGGAAAAACACAUCCCGGAACAUCUCGUCAGGGUUUUAAAGUCCGUGUACGCGAACAAGGAGGCGCUGUGGCUCGCGGACAAAGAAAACAAAGAGUCGGACGGCCACGAGUCCAGAUAUUAACGACGAAUAGACGCUACAGGACGUAAGACUAGAUCCACGAGGACAGAGACAAGACGACUUCUCAUGACGUGUAACUCACCAGCGUUUAAUAUUUUAACCUCCUGAGACCCGGUGUCCUCAUCUGUGGACAACACAUUUUGGGUUGUUUAAGCCACAGUGCAAAUUUUUAGAAGA
Molecule: messenger RNA, 844 nt
Organism: Periophthalmus magnuspinnatus
Lineage: Eukaryota; Metazoa; Chordata; Actinopteri; Gobiiformes; Gobiidae
Product: protein mono-ADP-ribosyltransferase PARP12
Exons: 3
Coding region: 5-670 (221 amino acids)
Source: RefSeq, a predicted model, not a curated record